CAACACGACUUGCGCAUUGACUCGUGGGUCGCGUCAGCCAAGUCGCGCACCGAGAAGAAGCCGGUCGAUUCCUCUCCCCGGCGGAUGCCUUCGCCGCGACGAAAAGCGAAGCUGCGAACUUGCCACGAAGCCGCACGCGUUGGUCUCGAUCUGCCCUGCUCGUAACAUCCGCCGCGGAGGAGCACAAGACACGGCAGCGCGCGCGGGCACCGGCCGUCUGCUGUCCAGCCAUGCACUCCGGCGACGCGUCGACCAGCGAUGACCUGCGGGCGCGCCGGCAGCCGUCGAGGCGCCGGCUGCGGAGCCGCGUGAACGCCGUCCGGGCGGCGCCGCUCUCCGACGUGCUGCGCGAGCACGCCCUGGUGCACCUCCCGCCGGCGGCCGCCGCGCGCCUCCGCCUCGUGCACCCGUCCUGGGAGCGCCGGCUCGCGUCCCCGCUCUUCGCUGUGGCGCACGCGGCCGCCCCUCGCCGGAUGUCGGGGAUCUUCGUCCCCUCGGUCGGGUUCCUCCCGUUCGACGGGUCCGACGAUGCUGUGCCGUCCCCGACGCUCGCCUUCGCCCCGGCCUCGGAGGAGGUCACCGUGCUUUCGUCGUCGCACGGGGUCGCGUGCUGCUACUCGCCCGCCGACGACGCCUUCUUCGUGUGCAACCCGGCCACCGCGUCCUGGGCGCCCGUCCCGCCCCCGCCGUGCCGGACCUGGCCGCGCCCCACGAUCGUCGUCCUCUUCGACGCGACGCCGUACAAUUUCCGCGGCGACUACGCGCUCGUCUGCGCCGCCGAGUGCGCGCCGGGCUCCGGCGCAUACUGCUUCCUGGUGUUCACGUCCGGGACGGGCGCGUGGCGGGCCACCGACGCGGUCGUGCCAGCCGAAGGGCUCGUCGCUGCGUCGGGCGUGGCGGCCGGCCAGACGGCGUGGUGGCGGACGAGCGUCGGCACUGCGGUCGGGUACAGCCUGCUGACCGGGCGCGUCGAGAUGGUGCUCUGCCCCGGCGACAGCGGCAUGUGGGAGAUCGGCUCGGCUGCGGGCAAGCUCCACUGCGCCGUGCGUGAUGGCAACAGCGUCGCCGUGUUCCGGCUUCACGAGGAUGGGAGCUGGGAGGAGGCCGGCUUGAGAGUGUCUGUCGCGGAGCUGCUGCCACGUCGGCGCCUAAAGCUCCCGGGGCACGAGAACGACGACGCGAGCGGGCAUGAGCUGGUCGCUCAGUCUUCCUUCAUCGUGGAGAGGGCGGUGGUGCGGCUGGACGACGGCGUGCGGCUCCUGGGGUUCCAGGGCGCGGAGCUGGAGGUGGUGGCGCUGGCCGGCAGGCGGCUGGUGGCGUUCGACGUGGGGACGCGGCGGCGGCGCGAGGUCAGGGUGCCGGUGGCUGAAGAGGAGGAAGAAGAAGAGGAAGAGGAGGAGAAACCGUGGGACGGCGCGGAGUACACCGCGCACACCAACACGCUCGCGCUGGUGGCGCCCGCCGUGCUCGCGGGCGAGCCGAUAAUCGUGGAGGAGGAGCGACCGGACGCCGGAGAGGUCGCGUUUUCUUGACUGGAUUUUGGUUGCACGGAAAAAGGUCAUUUUAAACCUUGAAUUUGUAAUGAACGGGUGGAAUGAACCCCAAGUCGAAAUUCCGGUCGAUCGUCUCUCGAAUUAUGUAAUCCUGAUCGGCCGUCCACUUUAGUUUUUUUUUUUCAUUUAAAA
Messenger RNA from Hordeum vulgare subsp. vulgare (domesticated barley), 1685 nucleotides. RefSeq lists its product as uncharacterized. The coding region runs from base 231 to 1532 and encodes 433 amino acids. The record is from RefSeq and is a predicted model, not a curated record. Lineage: Eukaryota; Viridiplantae; Streptophyta; Magnoliopsida; Poales; Poaceae. The transcript has a single exon.